Protopolystoma xenopodis is the source of this 1128-nucleotide messenger RNA. Lineage: Eukaryota; Metazoa; Platyhelminthes; Monogenea; Polystomatidea; Polystomatidae. The record is from the annotation of a GenBank genome assembly.
ACCGUUAAUGGCACCCCUUUAUUUUUAUCUCCUCCUUCCAGCCUCGUCCUCGCAAGGCAGCGGCAAGUGUUGCUCCAGAGUAAAGGUAAGCUGCUCAAAAUUGCCCAAAGGAUUGUAUCGCUUUUUGCUACUCUUCAUUCGGUAUCAUUUUCAAGCAUCGCUCAUUUUUCGCCCUCCACUUCAGAUAAGCCUGACGUGGUUCGAAGGCGACUGCCGAGAGGAGCAGCGAUCUGCCCACUUCGGCCGCGAAUCAUCUCCCGUCUCCUUUAUCCGAUUUUCCCGCUUCUACUGAUGACGACUGAUUCGAGCCCUACCUCAAGUGUGCUCGCCCAUUGUCGCAGUCAAACAGACACAUCCGAUCGGUCCAUCCGACGCUUUCGAGACCCCAUCACCUUGGCAGACCCAGUAGACCAGACAGAUCCGGACAGCUUGCUGGACGGACUGGAUCACGACCUCAGGUCUCCCUCGAAAACAGUCACUACCAGGCACCCUCUUGACUCGACUCCGUCUGCAAGUGCCUCUUUUCUCCCAUCCACUACUCUCGCAUUCUCUCCUCUUCUCUCCUCUCGUCUCGUCUCUGAUCGCUGUUCCAUCGUCACUAAGGCGAACUGGACUGAGUCAGUUUGGUUGGACAGACCUACGAUGAUGAGGCAGAAGAGGCUUGCUCAUCUCUUCCCGUAUCAAAUUAGCCCAAUUGUGUUUGGCUCCUGCAUCGACUCCUGCAUUUUUCAUCAUCUACACCCACCUGUUCACACACACACACACCACACAGAUACAGACACACAGACAGACAAGAACACUGACGUGUUUGGAUGCAUUUUGAGUAGUAACUUUUUCCAGCUCUUUCUCUUCAACGAGAUGUAUCUGCGCUGUGAUGUCGCCAUUCACAGACCCGAACGAUUGCAAAGGCGUCCAGGUUACAAGAGGAGUGGAAGCCUGUCUCUGGACACCGUUGGUCAGCACCUCCUCGAGGCACAUGCACAAGUCUACAAUAGCAUGGGCUUCUCCUUAACUGCCUCUUGUCAGACUAGUUGGUCUCUUCACCUUGUGACAUUUCGGUUGGCCCGUCCAUCUGCCAAGCUGCGCCAUCAAGCUCAUCCCAAACGGCAGCUUACAUGUUUUCCUUAA